GUGCAAGGGGCUUUCGCUCUUAUGACUGGAUACCACACAACACUACGCUGCUUACUACCUAGCUGGACAGUGGACACUCUAUUCAGAAUCCAUACCCAUCUCCAUCCCCAUCUCCAGAUCCAUCGCCUUAAAGAAUGACGACAACAAAUUCGUAUUGAUUGGUCUUCAGAAUUCUCCUUUUACAGUUGCAGUUACAACCAACUUUAUGCCAUCAAUUCCAAUUUGUUAUCUACUUCACCUACGAGACAGGAACUAACUAUCGUUAAAAUCGCCAAUAAAAAAUUUAACUGAAAAAGCUAACCCACGCACGAAAUCCACCUGUCAGUCCUGAUUCGAGAUUGACCAUUUCAUAUCUUAAUUGUUUAUUCCGAUAUCAACCACCCUCCUCUCUACUUAAACCUAUCACUUCACCCACCCGAAUCGCAUGUAUGUCUGAUAGGAAUCACCAGACAUCCUCCAACACACAGGAAUUAAAAUCAGUAACCGCAUUACAAAACAACUCGUGGAAGACUUCGAAUCCCAUAUCUGGAAAUUCUUCAAGGGUGUCCUCUCGCAGUCCUGCCGUUCGCACUAACGACCACGCACAUAAAACACAAGAUAGAGAAGUGUCGCCAGUGAGUCCAUUGUCCGAAGAACAAGAAGAUUCCGAUUUAGAAUCCGACGACGAUAUGGAAGGAAGAAGACCUCCAUUGCAUCGUCCUACAGACGGCCGUUCACAUCAACCUUUAUUACACAAAAAUGAUGAUCCCGAGAGGGGGAGGUUAGGAUACAAUGCUUCCCAAGAUGCACCCGAACGUCCUGCAUUUUCGAGACGGUCUACCAUGCGAAGUCGUAGUCCGGAUACUCAAGCAAAAUUGGACACGAAAAAGAAAUACACAUAUGCAGCCUUCUUUUUGGGCUUGAGUUUGAUAAGUUUCGUUAUACAAACCGAAACUGCUGUGUAUAUACAACAUCAAUUAGGGUGGAAUAAAGCAUAUUGCAUGUUAUACUUUACUCACGGAUCAUGGUCAUUAUUAUGGCCUACUCAACUUUUAAUCUUGCGAUUACAAAAAUGGAAAAUGCCGUGGAAGACAUUCUGGAGAAGACACGUAUAUCUCAUUCGAACAACCGCACAAAUGGUAGAAUCAGGACAACUAGACGUCCCACGAGGCCAACGAUCCCCAAUUCCGUAUAUGCUCAGAAUGACCGCAUUCGUUACAUGCGCUCUCACAGUUGCUGGUGGAUCAUGGUAUGUGGCAGUGAAUCUAACAUCGCCAUCUGAUCUCACGGCGAUAUACAAUUGUUCGGCUUUUUUCGCAUAUGCAUUCAGCGUUCCCCUUUUAAAAGAACCUCUCAGAUGGGAUAAAUCUUUUGCGGUUAUGGUUGCGAUUGUUGGAGUUUUGAUCGUGGCAUAUGGAGAUUCUACGCCCACGAAACAUGGAGGAAAAUCUGGAGGUUCAGUGGGUGGAAAGCCUGGUGAUGAAGAUGACGAGGCAUCAAAUAGAGUUUUGGGAAAUCUCGUUAUUGGAGUUGGCAGUGUUUUAUAUGGUUUCUAUGAAGUUUUGUAUAAAAAAUUGGCUUGCCCCCCAGAAGGAACAAGUCCCGGUCGCGGCAUGAUAUUCGCAAAUACAUUCGGCUCCCUAAUCGGUACAUUCACUCUUCUCGUUCUCUGGAUUCCUCUCCCAAUUCUUCAUCUCACUGGACUCGAAACCUUUGAACUUCCCCAUGGCGAAGCAGCCUGGAUGCUUGCCAUUUCCGUCCUCGCAAACGCGACUUUCUCUGGAAGUUUCUUGGUUUUAAUUAGUCUUACAAGUCCUGUUUUGAGCAGUGUCGCUGCCCUAUUAACAAUCUUCCUCGUGGCAAUUGUGGAUUGGGCAUUUACGGGGGUACCUCUGAGUCCGGCCGCUAUAGUUGGAGGAUUGUUGAUUAUUGUGGCAUUCUUAUUACUGAGUUACAGUACAUUUAGAGAAAUGCAAGAGGAUAGGAGGAAGAGAGAAGUGGAUCUGAGUGAGAACGAUUCGGAUAGUGAUAAAUUCGAUGAUUAGAUGGGCGUCCUUGGGCGGACCGGUGGUUUACAAGACGAUUGGCUUCUUUAUAUAGGAUAGGAUUGCAUUGCAUUUGGAUUGGGUAGAUCCAUUUGGGUUAUAGGAUUGUUUUGGGUACGUAACCCGGAUAUUGGGAAUAGCGUAUAGGCAUAGGCCAAUCGUAUGGCAACUUAGAGCUUGCAUCUAGAUGGCGCAGGCGUUUCUGGACAUCAUGUCGUACCUAUCAAUGGAGAAUUGAUGGGUUUUUGUUUCUGGUCAACUUAAUUUUCGCGACUUGUGUAUGAAAUAUUUAUUGUGCUGUGUAUGUGUGUAUAUUCAAAGUCAUAAAAAUCUCGCUGGCUGGAGACUUUGAAGCAAUUUUUCGGUGGGGGAAGGGAUAAAGGGGAAGUGAAUUCUCUUCUGGCUCUUGCUUUUUAAAACAGAAACGAGCAAAUGUGAAGUAAAAACAAAAUAAUACAACUCGAAUCCUAUUUCA
This is a messenger RNA of Botrytis cinerea B05.10, 2499 nucleotides long. RefSeq lists its product as hypothetical. Gene Ontology annotation, molecular function: enzyme regulator activity. The coding region runs from base 429 to 2024 and encodes 531 amino acids. Lineage: Eukaryota; Fungi; Ascomycota; Leotiomycetes; Helotiales; Sclerotiniaceae. Gene Ontology annotation, biological process: intracellular calcium ion homeostasis. Gene Ontology annotation, cellular component: endoplasmic reticulum membrane. The transcript has 2 exons. The record is from RefSeq and is a predicted model, not a curated record.